Messenger RNA from Chaetomium fimeti, 1532 nucleotides. Its product is annotated as extracellular serine-rich protein. The transcript is spliced from 6 exons. Lineage: Eukaryota; Fungi; Ascomycota; Sordariomycetes; Sordariales; Chaetomiaceae. The coding region runs from base 195 to 1433 and encodes 412 amino acids. The record is from RefSeq and is a predicted model, not a curated record.
CGGCCCCUUGUCGAGACCACCAACAGCUUUCCUGCAGGCAGGGCACCAAGUGGGCUGAGGUACCCAUAUUAGAAGGAGGAGACUGCGCGCCACCUUUGUUUGUCUUUCCGUUCUGUUUCUGUUUUUGUUGGUUGCGCUCUGGCACUCAACCUUGAACCAUAUCGUCACCGAGUUGGAAUUCCAACAUCACGGCCAUGAUCGCCCGAAAAGUAAUCGGCGUGCUCGCCGCCCUAGCCGUCACGGUAGCGGCCCAACACGACCCAGAACCAGUCCCGACAAACACAGGGUCAUCGGGAGGAUCAAGGACGACCUCCGCUUCGUCCGGACCAGCAACACAUACCAUAGCAGUCGGGGCGAACGGCCAUGUCUUCACUCCGAAUAACGCCACAGCCGAGGUCGGCGACAUCAUAAAAUUCACCUUCUACCCUGCCGGGGACAAUCCACACCGCGUCGCCCGCGCCGAGUUCGGGUGGCCAUGUAUCCCCUACGAGUACGCCAACCUCAACAAGCCGGGUUUCUACACCGGCAUCUUUGCGCCCCAAGUCAUCUCCAACGACCCCCCCUCCUACACCGUCCGCGUCAACGACACGGAGCCCAUCUUCUUCUACUGCGCCGCGCCGCACUCGUGCGUCGACUACCACAUGAUCGGCGUCAUCAACCCCAACGCCACCCAGUCGCUCGCCCGCCAGCUCGAGUACGCCGAGGACGCCACCUACCAGCUCAUGCCCGGCGAGCCCUUCCCCUCCGAGACCCCCGUGCCGACCCCGACCCCGGGCGGCCCGCCGCCCGGCGAAGGCGGCGACGACGACGGUGGUGGUGGCGGUGGUUUGAGUGGCGGCGCCAUCGCGGGGAUUGCGAUCGGAGCGGCCGCGGUCCUGAUCCUGGCCGCCGCGCUGGUGUAUCUGUGCGGGCGCCGCGGCGGGUUUGAUAAGGCGUACCGCAAGUCGGCGCUACCGGCCGCGGGGGCCGCUGCAGUCACGGGUGGCGGCGCUGCCGCGCCCGGGUCGCCGGGCAUGGUCGAGGCGAACUAUGCUAAUGCGGCUGGGGUUGGGGUUGGGGUUGGGGCUGCUGGGGUUGCGGCGGCUGGCCAUAACCCCAAGAGCCCCGGCCAGGGCACCGUGUCGACGUAUGAUGGGCGGAACUCGCUGUAUGCGGGUGCGGGUGGGUAUCCGCCGUACGCGGGCACCACGCCGUCGCCUGGUCCGCCGGGGGCGGGGCCCGCGCCCGCGUAUGGGUUUGCUCCCGCCGGGCAGCAUGGGCAUGAGGGGUAUGCGGGUGGCAUGUAUCCGUCUCCGCAUUCGUCGCCUCGCGCGGAUCAGUACACGCCUUUCCUCCAGCCCCAGGCCCAGGCGCCGGUGGAGUUGCCGACGGGGGAUGCGCCUGUGCCGACACAGUCGCCGCCUCCGGGGUAUCAUCAGGGCAGGGAAUCGUAGACGGCAGGCCACGAUGGGCAGGCCUGGCGCGAAGCCAUGAUAUGCUAGAGCUGGGUUGGUUGUGGCUUAGGUCUUUUCUUUCGUCCUUCUAAAUCAGAU